CCUCUCUUGGAUCCAUGCAGUAGAUACAGUCGGUCCUCUUCCUCAGCCUGCAUGGAGAAAGGUCGAGGUAUUUUCUCUGAAGAUUCAGCAUCACGACCUCAGCAGACCUGUAGAGAAAGCAAAUUCACAGGCCACUCAUAUCCUACGGGGAAGAUCCAAAUCAUCGGAGACAUAUUCCAGUUCACAGUGGAUGUGAGUGAAUUUCCUCCGGAGGAUGUUAUCAUUACAUCUUCCAACAACCUGAUAGAGGUGCAUGCUGAGAAGCUGGGAGAAGACGGCACAGUCACAAACACAUUUUCCCACCAGUGCAAACUGCCAUCCAGUGUGGACCCCACAUCUGUGAGCAUGAGCAUAGACAGCAAUGGCACCCUGACUGUCAGAGCUCUCAGGGUACCUUAAUGCCCAGUAUCUCUGCUCGUCAUUUAUCGUUUUAACACUGGAGUAUAGCGACCUCUGGCGGUGGACGCAGGGAACCAAAGGACCCUUCAUGUACUACUGGAAAUAUGAAGAAAACCCUUUAACGCUUUGUGAGAUGUUUGGUAUUAUCUUGGAGAAUCCUGUUAACGUGAUGAGAUGAUUGAGGUUAAACAGCAGGGGGUGUCGCAGAAACAUGAAAAUGGUUGUUUACAGUUUUUCUCAGUUGCUGAGAUUUUUCUGCUCAGAAGUUAUAUUGUCGAAACAGUUCUUGCACAGGCCUAAAGUGAAAGUCUGGAAAUGACACAUUUUGUUUGCAAAAUGCUUUUACACUCACAAAACA
This is a messenger RNA of Epinephelus lanceolatus (giant grouper), 757 nucleotides long. RefSeq names its product heat shock protein beta-7-like. The record is from RefSeq and is a predicted model, not a curated record. NCBI's taxonomy places the organism in Eukaryota, Metazoa, Chordata, Actinopteri, Perciformes, Serranidae. Gene Ontology annotation, cellular component: cytoplasm; nucleus.